ACAGAUCCUAGGUGCUGCCAGUGAGCCCAGGAGACCUACAAGGCCUGUCCUGCAGUCUCUCUCUGGUUACAGGAGGGGGAUAUCAGGUCCGGUGCAGGCAGGGACAGCAGGAGAGAGGAGGAUCCCCAUCCUUGGGAAUGUGGGGAAUGCAUGUUCUCCACUGCUCUUUGCUCUCUGAAGUCUUACCUGUUAAUGAGUGACCCUUGAGCAGCAAGGGCUCAGCCAGGUCACUGACACAGCCACCUCUGCCCUGUGACAAAAACACGAGCAUCCCCUGCCUGUGCACCCUUGGGAUCCUUUCCAGCCAAGCAGGCAGCUCUUGGCUCUGGCAUCCUUAUCUAGUGGCAGGAUUCCAUACUCUCCUAGGAGAAUGGGGGAUAAAAUAGACCCCCAUUAGAGACCGGGCUGGACUGGGAGGGCAGGAGCUGCUGUGCUGGGGAGAAGCAAGCAUGGGCAGGGUACACGGAAGCUGGAGGAUGCUGCUGGUGGGAGUAGUCUAAGCACGUGGAGGAAGAGGUGUCAAGGCUGUGGCCUACCCGGUCCCUGCCCACAGAGGCAGUGAUGGGAUCCGGGCUGUGGGUAGUUGGCACUGUAAUAGUGUCUGAUGUCCUGCUUGUGGCUGCAUGUCACCUGGCCUGUGUGGUGACAAACCAGGGUGACACUUGCAUUCCUGGCCACAAGGGCAGGUUACUCACCAACUCAAGUUAAUGGCUAACCCUGGGGCAGCUCCUGCGGAAGGUGGAAGUUCAGCCAUGUGAGGAUUUGCAAGGAGGUCUCAGGGGGCUGGGAGCCUGCCCCCCCUCUCUACACUGAAAACGGGGAGCGGUGUGGGGAGGCAGCAGCAUGAAUGGUGGCCAUGGCAGAGCACCUGGAGCUGGGAGCCCCAUGCUCAUGUCCUGCUCCUCCCAGAAGAUGUGCUCAUGGAUGGUGAACUGCUGCUUAGCCCUUCAGCACCUGGCUGUACAGACCUCCCUGCUCUGCAUCUUCCACCUCCUCCUGCUGCCCACCCUGCCCCAGGAGCCACCUCAUGCCCAGACCACCAGCAAGCUGCUGGCAUGCAGCCUCUUUGCCUGCGGCAUCUCCACAGUGCUGCAGACCACCCUGGGGAGCCGGCUGCCGCUGGUUCAAAUCCCAUCCUUUGAGUACUUGGUCCCUGCCAUGAUGCUGAGCUCCCACCUGUCCCCUGGUGCCAGCACAAACAGGAAUGGCACAGCCAUGGCCAGUACAUGCCUCGUACCUCAUUGCAGAGACACAGGGAGCUGGGCUGACUCGCUGCGAGAGGUCUCUGGAGCAGUGCUGGUCUCUGGGCUGAUUCAGUUGGUGCUGGGAGUGUCUGGCGUGUGCGGGUGGGCAGCCCGGCACUGCGGGCCCAUGGUCCUGGCCCCCAGCCUGUCCAUCAUCGGGCUGUCUGCAUACAAGGAAGCAGCUUUCUUCUGCUCCACUAACUGGGGUGUAGCACUGCUGUAUGUGAGCGAGGGACUGUACUGGCUCAUGCUCCUUGCUGUCACCUUCUCCCAACACCUGCGGUCCUGCCGCCUGCCCUUUUGUGCCUGGCCUCAUGCUUGGGAGGGCUCCACAGAGUCAUCAGUUCCCACCCUGCGCAUGUUCUCGGUACUGUUCCCAUUUGCUGGUGUCUGCAUUGUCUGUGCCAUCCUCAGCUACUUCCACAUUCCCUGGGAAUCACUGGACCCGGCCAUGGCACAGCUGUCUUGGGCCAACAGCACCUUCAAUGCCCCUUGGAUCCACAUCCCCUAUGCAGGAGAGUGGAGGUGGCCACUGCUCACCCCCCGGGCGUUGGCAGUGGGCAUUGCCAUGGCCAUCGGCUGCAGCAUGAACUCCGUGGGUUGCUACGUGCUGUGUGGGAGGCUGCUGCGAGUUCCCCAGCUACCCCCUCACGCCUGUAACCGGGGGCUCUGCAUGGAAGGGUUGGGCAGCCUCCUGGCAGGACUGCUGGGCACCCUGGGGGGCACAGCCUCCAGCAUUGCCAACACCUGUGCCACUGGCCUCACACAGGCUGGCUCUCUCCUCUCGGUGCAAGUAAGCGCCGUGGCGUGCAUGGUGUUGGGCAUGUCCCCGAGGCUGGCAGGGCUCCUCACCCACAUCCCACUGGCAGUUCACGGAGGGGUGCUCUGUGUAACCUACGCCAUGGCUGUGGGCACGGGGAUCUCCUACUUCCAGUACGCAGACAUUGACUCAGGGAGGAACAUCUUCAUUGUUGGCUUUGCCAUGUUCAUGGCACUGCUGGUACCACGGUGGUUCGGCACGGCUCUGACUCCCCUGGCCACAGGCUGGGUGCCACUGGACCUCCUCUUCCUCUCCCUGCUUAUGGUGCCUGUCUUCUUAACUGGCUUCUUGUCAUUUUUUCUGGAGAACACGGUCUCAGGAACGCUGGAGGAACGAGGGCUGCUUUCUGAGCAGCCAUGGAAAGUUAGAGCUGGUGACUGUCACCUCCAUGGAGAGAGAGGCAAAGCCAGCCAAGCCUAUAGGCUCCCCACUGGGCUAAGGAGGCUGCUGCCAUCUUCCUGCAAAGCCUUUCCGUGCUGCUUCCUCUGCCCAAGGAGUGAGGAAGAGGAGGAGGGUAGCAGUGCCACCGAGGAGGGGACUGCUGCCCCGGGGGAAGGGACACACCUGCUCCCCAAACCCAGCUCUGGGGAGCUGCAGCCAGCAAUACGGUCAAGCCAGACAGACAUGCCUGCAUGGCACACUGUGGCCUGACCCUGUCACGCAGGGGUGCCUCAUGUGAAAACAGGGCUGUGCCCUCAAGGCAGCUUGUGAGCCACUUUGCUCCUCAUUUCUGAAGGCCUCGAGGACUGGAGGAACCUGAGCUUCCACCCUCCCAACACAAACCUGAUUUCCCUGCUUGAGAGCGAGAUAUAAAAACCUUCAACCAA
Corvus hawaiiensis (hawaiian crow) is the source of this 2891-nucleotide messenger RNA. RefSeq names its product solute carrier family 23 member 3 (gene SLC23A3). Gene Ontology annotation, cellular component: membrane. Gene Ontology annotation, biological process: transmembrane transport. The record is from RefSeq and is a predicted model, not a curated record. Lineage: Eukaryota; Metazoa; Chordata; Aves; Passeriformes; Corvidae. The coding region runs from base 844 to 2715 and encodes 623 amino acids. The transcript is spliced from 12 exons. Gene Ontology annotation, molecular function: transmembrane transporter activity.